Messenger RNA from Exophiala mesophila, 1545 nucleotides. RefSeq lists its product as uncharacterized. Bases 43 to 1545 code for a protein of 500 amino acids. The transcript is spliced from 2 exons. The record is from RefSeq and is a predicted model, not a curated record. NCBI's taxonomy places the organism in Eukaryota, Fungi, Ascomycota, Eurotiomycetes, Chaetothyriales, Herpotrichiellaceae.
AAAAAACAUUCCAGCCAGGCAAACCUACAAUAUUGAUUCAUCAUGUCCAAGCAAAAUAAAUCCGUGAGCAAAGAUCUCCACAAUGUGGCGAAACGAAAGCGGCAAGAUGAUCACAGCGACGCGGAACCACGACGAAGGAGCAAGCGAGAGAAGACAACUACAGCCAGUCAGCCACAACGACCAAAGCAGAUAGACACCGACGAUAGUGUUGCUGGCAUGGAUGCUUCUAUCUUGGCCGACCAUUUUGCGAACAGCGUUCGAAAUCAUUUCCCGGACAAUUCUUCCAUCGAGCACCAAGACUUGUACCUCCCGACGCGAGCCUUUCGAGAUACGACCGAGUUUGGCCCCAGACAUAUUGCCAGCAACCUGCCUAGCUUUUUGGCGACUUUUACAAAAGGAGGAGAAGAAGAGCUCAGCACCUGCUCGCCAGGACUUGGACCACACACCUGGAUCAUCACAUCGUCGGGAAUACGCACGGCAGAUGUGGCGCGGGAGCUCCGUAGGUUCAACCGGGAGAAAUCGCAGGUAGGCAAAUUGAUUGCCAAACACAUGAAGCUGAAAGACAACAUCGAGUACAUGCAAAAAACGCAAGUGGGGAUUGCCAUCAGCACCCCUUUGAGGUUCAAGGAUUUGCUGGACCACGGGGCGCUCAAGGUCGACAAUGUCAAACGAAUUGUGGUGGAUGGAUCAUAUCAGGAUGAAAAAAUGAGGACGAUUUUUGAUUUGGGGGAAUUGUGGCGGCCGCUGGCCGAGCUCCUGAACAGAGAAGAAAUCAAAGGAAAUGAAUCCUGCACAGGCAUUGAAAAGAGCAUCCUAAAUGCCUAUAGCUUCCUCUGCAACAACUACAACUUCAGCGCAGAUAAAGAUGAAAUCAUUCUAGUGGGAUUCUCGCGAGGCGCUUUCGCUGUUCGGUGUCUUGCGGCAUUUGUCACUGAAAUCGGCCUCAUCCGACGGCGGCACCUUUCCUUGCUCGCGGCUGUUUUUCAGAGCUGGUGGCAGAAUAAAGGAAGAGUGGCUGCCAAGUACAGAGAUGCUCAGAUUUCUCGUGCAGUACGCAUUAAAGUCUUGGCCGAGUGGGACACGGUGAGUGCCCUUCGGAGCUCAAGGUUUGCCUUUGUUCAAGGGAACGUGCCGAGUGCAGUGGACAACGCAUUCCUGGCCAUUGCCCUUGAUGAGACGAGGACAAUGUUCACGCCGAAACUGUGGACCCGUCAGGCCCCAAUAGUUGCAGGGUGGGAGCGGAGUCAAGGCACUCAGCAUGAGCAUCAGCAGUAUGCCCGACAACGAAUUGAGCAGUAUCUCUUCAGUGGAAACCAUUCAGACAUUGGGGGCGGAAAUGCUGAAGCAGGUCUGUCAAACAUAUCCCUUUUAUGGAUGAUAUCGCGAAUCGAGAGCGUGAGCCAGGCGUCCUUUGACAAAGGGACCCUGAUCCAAUCAGUCUUGGCACUUCCGAAUUCCAAGUAUGAAGUCAUAUCGAAAUCCAGAGGUAAUAAUCCCGAGCGAUUGAUCAUGGUACACGGGCCUCUACUGAUCGACAACUUUUGA